Messenger RNA from Sycon ciliatum, 3027 nucleotides. Its product is annotated as max dimerization protein 1-like. The record is from RefSeq and is a predicted model, not a curated record. Gene Ontology annotation, molecular function: DNA-binding transcription factor activity, RNA polymerase II-specific; RNA polymerase II cis-regulatory region sequence-specific DNA binding; protein dimerization activity. The transcript has 7 exons. Gene Ontology annotation, biological process: regulation of transcription by RNA polymerase II. Bases 267 to 1349 code for a protein of 360 amino acids. Lineage: Eukaryota; Metazoa; Porifera; Calcarea; Leucosolenida; Sycettidae.
UGGCUCGCAUGUUGGCUCUACAACACAUCAACAGCAGGCAAUUUGCUUUGAGUUUGUGUGUGACAUCGAUGUGAGGCAAGUCGUCCUGCUGGUCUCCCUCAGCCUAGUUUCCUUGCCGGUGGAUCUCUUGCUGCAGCUUUAGAUUCUGUCUUGCCCUGGUCCAGAAGGCUAGCUGAUCCUUCAGCUUUCAGCUUGUUUAGUGCAGAGAGAAACGCCGCCUGCUUUUCGCGCUUGAUUUUCUCUGAUUUGGGCUUGGAACAAGCGCCAUGUCCAUCACUCAAACAGCCACCACUGGGCCUGGAGAGGCGAUGAAGGCCUUGUGCAUGGUCGCAGACAGCUGCCUGCAUGGCUUUAGCUUGUCUCAAACGGAUGCCAAGACUCAGGCCGUAGCAACGUCGAUGCUGCCUGUGAGUCCAUCAUCGUCAGUCAAUACCAGUCAUGGACAGGCCAGCAAACCGAGAAGUCGUCCACCGAAGAACCGCGAGACGCACAACAAGAAGGAAAAGCAACGGCGUGAUCACAUGCGCAGCAAUUUUUCCGACCUUCGCGGCACGCUGACUGACUGUUCGACCACGAAUGACACCGACUACUCCAAGUCGUCAGUGCUUAACCUGCUGCAGGCCGCGUCCAGUCGUAUCAGGGAGCUGGAAAACGAAGCUAAGGACAUUGGAUCAAGAGGCCAGCGGCUUCGUGAGCACAACCAGCUGCUGAUGAGUCAGCUGCGAUUACUUGGGGUACAGGCAACCGGUCACCUCAAUGGCGCGCAGAUGCAGCCGCAGCAGCUAGCCACGACGGCAGCGGGCCACGCGGCGGCCGUGACGUCGGCGGCGAGCAUCGUCGCCGUGCCGACGAUGAUCGGCGCCAUGCGAACCGGCAACGUCAGCGCUGGCGGCGACCACUGCGACGUGGACGGCGACAUCAACGUGACGGACGACCACGACGCCGAGAGCACGGACCACCACGGUGGCAGCCGUGUGAACGACUGCAGCCGCCUGCAGGCCAUCAUGUCAGCGUCGGCUAGCAAUGCUAGCUCGCCAUCGGCGUCCAGCAGCAGCCCCGGCGGCAUAACCGCAGCCACGGUCGCCGCGACAACGCGUCCCAUGGACAUCCAGUUCACGUCGAUGUCGGUGCCGGUGCAGUCGGGCCCGCCGCUGUACGGCGUGUCACACGACAUCGCUGCGGCAGCCACGCAGAUGUCGCCCAACAUGCCGUACGUCUUUCCCACCAAUCUGCAUAUACCACUGGGCGUUCCAUCCGCGCAUACGCCCACCUACACCAGUUUUAAUCUGCCGCCGCAGUAUCAUCAUCAGCUGAUGGCCAGCCUGACACCGGCCAACGCUGCCACGUAAUAGCGUGUUGCCGUGGCGUCGAUCCCGUCUCUCCGUCGCUGCUGUGCGCCGACCCACGGUGGCGUGACGUCCGGUGUUGUCCUGGCGAUGAGACUUGGCCGUUGCAAGUGUGGGUGUUCCUCGUUGCAUCCCUACUCCCCUUGCCAGCACCACACAUGGUCAUUAGACUAGCGCUCUCCCCCCGUCCCGCCCCCCGUCCCGCCCCUACACCCACUCGACCCCCUAAUGACAUCAUCUCCGACCCAUCGAUGAUGUCGCUACGGCUCAUCGGCACCAUACUAAAGCCUCUGUUGUCCGCUGUUCAUCAUGGCUGGCCUCUUAGCCUACUCUCUAUGUCUUCUUUCUGUCUUCUCUCCUCCGUGACGACAGCCGGCAUGUGUCCGUUUCCGCUCACUGUGCACCGUCUCCUACUUGUUGAAACGUCGUCUCGCUCUUGGUGUGAGUGAAGUGCUGGAUUUUGUCUGUCGCUGAACGGCCUCUCGGCGUGUUGCUUGUCCAGGGACAGGUAGCGCAGCAGUCGGACUGCCCCAAUAAUGUUCUCUGUCGGUUGUUGCUGGCUCGCCGAAGCUCGUGCGUUCGCUUGUCGCUGGAGCUGGCCCGGCUGCUGGAGUCGGAGUUCGUGUUGGACGUAUUGCAGCAGCAGCACGUUAUGCAGCCACAAGUAGGCCGUAUUCCGUUGCCCCAGCAGCUCACCCACACGUCCAUGGCAGCAACUAUCAGCGCCUGUCUCUGCCCCCUGCGGGCCCCGUCGUUCUUUACUGAUCUGGACUUUUGCGCCCUUCCCCUGAUCCCACCCACCCCAUUUUCCCACUCCUGGAGUUGCGUUGCCAUUUGGUUUACCCCCCCCCCCCCUCUCCCCACUGAUUUUUUUACUCACCGCUGUUGGUCUACGUCCGGGUUUACAACGUAUUGCUCAUGUCAAACAAAAGCAUUGCUUGUGUUAAAACAAUUAUUUCACUGGCCUGUUGCCUUUCUCUCUUUCCUUCUUCUUCUUCUUCUUCUUCUUCUUCUUCUUUUUGUUUAAUCACCCUCCCAGUAUUGCUUCGUCUUCUCUGAACAUACGAGGAGGCUGACUUCCAAGCAAAAAUAAUUUUGUUCCGUUCUCACACACCUCAACGACAGUUCAGUACAGCAAUGAGAAAGAGUUUUGUUUGUGCACACGCUCAGAUCAUCAAUUUGACGUCUAUAUCGUGCUGUCUUCCCUGUCUAUUUUAAGAGUUUACUUAUCUAUCUAAUUUUUCGCUCGUGUGUCGCCUGUCCCCCUCUCACCGCUGCACAUACGAUUUGUUUGUUGUUCAUGCUGUGCUGUGCUAUUUAACAAUGGGUCGCUUGUGGUGUUUCCGUUCCAUUUCCCGUCCUCGUCCUAUGCUCUGGGCCCCCCAGGCAAACACCGUAGCGCAUCCUGUCCGUCUUAUAUUAUUCUUUCCAUGGUGAAGUGUCCGGUGCGGCCCUGUGCUGGCUUUUGUUGUUGUUGUUGUUGUUGUUGUUGUCCUGUUUGCCAGAGAUCAUCUUUCUCUUGAUCUUGAUCAGCUGCUCCCCCGCUGCCUUGUUUCUCUUGUGCCCCUUGUUGUGAGUGGGCCUGUCGGUGUCUUUCUCAGCGUCUUUUGCUUCGUUUGUGACAAAUGUCUUGUACCGUCUUUUGCUUCGUUUGUGACAAAUGUCUUGUACCGUUUUGGAA